AUGGUGGUCGACGACGACGCCUCCGUCGCCAGCGUCGACACCAACGACACCAACGACACCAACGACACCAACGACACCAACGAGCUUUCCGAGCGCAGCUUCGUCACAGAGUGGCCGGAGUUCGACAUGGCGGGUCAAAACCCUCCGACUGGGCACUACCUGCCUGCAGUUCGCGUUGAAUCCGAGUUCAAGCUCGGUAUCAUCUGCUUCGCCUCAGCUGGCGACUAUUUGUGGCAUGGUGACGUUCGCAAGCGGUUCACUGACUUCAUCGUCAAUGAGGUGACUCGCAAAGGCCAGGUCCUCCACCUGCUGGAGAUGAAGGAGGUCAUGGAGUCUGAGAAAACCAAAGAUCACAAGCCUCAGACGCCUGACGAUGGCGAUGGCAUCCCCGAAGUCGAUGUCCAGAUUCUGAAGCAACUGCUUGGCGAGACCACGACUCGGGAUGUCCGAGAGCUCUACUCGGCUACCAUGAAGAAUAUCACGCCUAUCACGGGACCGUCUGUUGCUCUUGCCGUCAUUGGCGAUCGCGAAGAGCGCGCACGGCUUCAUAAGGAAAUCCGCCGCAUCUUCGACGGCCGUUUCGAGACUCAAGUCGAUCCCAAGACGGGCCUCAUCACUGCCACGGCCGUCCGAAAGGGCAAGGGUCGUCAGCGAGGCCGGCAAUAUGCCAAUAACACCGGUGGCUACUCCAACAUGCGGCAGGGCGGUGAAUAUCUCCACUUCACUAUGUACAAGGAGAACAAGGACACCAUGGAGGCCAUCAAUCAGAUGGCUAGAUUGCUGAAGAUCAAGUCUUCCGCCUUCGGAUUCGCCGGCACCAAGGACCGUCGGGCUGCUACCACGCAGCGUGUGAGCGUUUUCAAGCAGAAAAUCGAGAAUCUCAACUGGCUCAAUGCUCGAAACCCUGCCAUCAAGGUUGGCGACUUCCGCUACCAUCCGAAGCCAAUUUCGCUCGGUCAACAUGGUGGCAAUGAGUUUAUCAUCGUGAUCAAGAACGUCGAGGUCGACAUCACGAACUGGGACAAGGCUGACAUGUCUCGCCGUAUUUCUCACACCCAAGAGUUGGUCCAGCUUUCUCUGGAUGCGAUCCUCAAGAAUGGUUUCAUCAACUACUUCGGACUGCAGCGUUUCGGAACCCAUACCAUCGGUACUCAAGAUAUCGGUCAGCGCAUCCUGCGAGGCAACUUCGAGAGCGCGGUCGAAGCUCUUCUGCAUGUUGAUGCUUGCUUCAUCGACAAUCAGCAGAACGUGGAGCAACUCGAGAGUGUUCACCAUCGUGAUGAGAUCAAUCGAGCUCGCGCCCUCACUAUCUGGAAGAUGAGCGGUGACGUCGCCGCCGCCUUGAAGGUUCUCCCAAAGCGAUUCGGCGCGGAGUCUUGCAUCAUUCGUCACUUGGGCCGCAGCCCCGAGACCCGACAUGACUACUGCGGAGCCAUCCUCCAGAUCACUCGCGGACUUCGCAACCUCUACAUCCAUGCUUACCAGUCCUACGUCUGGAACUGGGUUGUCACUCGUCGUUGGGAGAAGUACGGCAACGAGGUGCUCGUAGGCGAUCUGAUCCUGCAGACGACCCAGUCAGACAUCGCCCAUGCCUGCGACCCGGCGACUUACAUGGGCGAGGAGCCAGACCGCGAUGAAGAGGAGUAUUACCAGUCAGCUCGCGCCUUGACUGCACACGACCUCUCGAGUGGCCAGUACACCAUCUUCGAUGUUGUCCUCCCUGUGCCCGGCUAUGAUGUUUUGUAUCCGGAGAACGAGGUCGCCGACUACUAUUCCGAUUUCAUGGGUCGCGAGGAGAACGGAGGUCUCGAUCCAUACCAGAUGCGACGCCGACAGCGAGAGUUUAGUCUUAGUGGACACUACCGCAAGCUGGUCGCGCGAUUCACCGCCGCCCCCAAGUUCUAUGUUCGUCCUUACUCGGACGACAGCGAGCAGAUGCACCCGACGGAUCUCGACAUGCUCCGCCUCCUCCAAAAGGCCAAGGAGACCCCCGCGAACCAGGAGACCCCCGCGAACCAGGAGACUCCCACGAACCAGGAGGAGAAAGAUGCGGCUUCUGCCUGGCGCAAUCUCGCUGCCGACCCGGGUAAGCACGAUGAUGAGCUUGCCGACGAGCGACGCCGCCGACGGGCCAUGGAGUCAUCGGCCGAGCCGCCCGAGAAGCGUAUUAAUGACAAGUGGAUCGAGACGACUCUUGACGGUGGCAGCAAGCGGAUGAAAGUUGACCAACCCCCAGUCAUGAGCACGAUCCAGGGCAAGGAGGAUACCGAAGCUCGUGCUCCCCAAGAGGCUCCUGCUACCCAAGCGCCCCCCACUGCUGAAGCUUCUUCAGCCACCAAAGAGCCUCCUUUGGUUACUGGAGCCCCUGCCAAGUUCUUUACUCCGGGAGUCGCUCCGCCCCACAUUGUGCGUUACGACCUUCUUGGAAUGGGAACUAUCGAGCUGGAGACGACUCAAGGAUGGAACCCCGACGGCACACACAUGCCGCCCACGGAGAAAGAGGUCAGGGAGGCACUCCAGGCGGCCGCUCCCUUCCCUCUCCAUGCACCUGACAAGCCUUCCGAGACCGACAACCAUGCACCUGACGAGCCUUCCGAGACUGGCAACAAGGCUGUUGAUACGCCGCAAACUCUUGGUGCUGCCCAGCCUCUUCAUGGACCUACCGCGCCUUCCGAGACUGGCCAGACAACUGCUGACGCUCCUCAAACUUCUGCUGCUCCAUCGCCUCCUAAGCAGCCAACCGGCGCCGCGUCCUCUUGCGAGCCGAAGUCAGGUGGUAAUCAAACCCCUCAGCAUUGGGAGGAUAACGUUUUCUUCAAUGCACCGGAUGGUCCCAAAGAUAAGACAAUGGAUCUUACUCCCAAGUACACGGAUAUUCCUGAUCACCAGAACAAGGUGGCUGUCGUCCUCAACAUUCGUCUCAACUCGAGCAACUACGCAACCAUCUGCAUGCGCGAGGCGAUGGCCAAAAACUGGCCUGUCAAGGAGUUUUUCAAGAGCCGUGAUACCAAAUCUCCCAGCCUUGAAACCAACGAGCGUCGCGGUUCUGAUUCCAAGCACCAUUAA
This is a messenger RNA of Thyridium curvatum, 3066 nucleotides long. RefSeq lists its product as uncharacterized. The record is from RefSeq and is a predicted model, not a curated record. Gene Ontology annotation, biological process: pseudouridine synthesis. The transcript has 5 exons. Gene Ontology annotation, cellular component: nucleus. Lineage: Eukaryota; Fungi; Ascomycota; Sordariomycetes; Thyridiales; Thyridiaceae. Gene Ontology annotation, molecular function: RNA binding; pseudouridine synthase activity. Bases 1 to 3066 code for a protein of 1021 amino acids.